Messenger RNA from Dreissena polymorpha, 729 nucleotides. Its product is annotated as synaptobrevin-1-like. The record is from RefSeq and is a predicted model, not a curated record. Gene Ontology annotation, cellular component: plasma membrane; SNARE complex. Gene Ontology annotation, biological process: vesicle-mediated transport; vesicle fusion; SNARE complex assembly. Gene Ontology annotation, molecular function: syntaxin binding; SNAP receptor activity. NCBI's taxonomy places the organism in Eukaryota, Metazoa, Mollusca, Bivalvia, Myida, Dreissenidae. The transcript has 5 exons. Bases 119 to 553 code for a protein of 144 amino acids.
CACGUUUAUAACCUUUGACCUUUUCAGGAAAUACAACUUAAACGAUGUUAGCAAAAAGCUUGGAAGUAACGGUCUUACUUUUGUCCUAAGGAGAAUUAUUAUGACAUAACCCAGUAAGAUGUCUCUAAAAAGAUCAAACGCUACUCGACGAGGGCAGACAUACGGUGCAAUACAUACUGAGGACGAAAUAGGUGAGAGACAUCCGCCCUUUUAUCCGGGUGACAACGGAGAUCCAGGGGUCAUCAGCAGGGGACAGAGCAGCACCAUCAAGAAUGACGCGGUUGAAAGGUUACGAGGACAGGUCGAUGAAGUCAAGCAUAUCAUGACGGACAAUAUCGAGAAGGUCAUUGAGCGCGGGGAAAAGACGAGCGAACUAUCAUAUCGCACGGAAAAUCUGGCGGAAACAAGCAACACAUUCCUUAAAAAUGCCACGGACGUUCGAAAAGCUGCACAAUUUCGAAACUGCAAAUUGAUAUGCUGCAUAGUUGUUGUCGUGAUUGUAAUAGUGGGAGCUGUAACAUUGCUGGUGUUACAUUUCACGAAGGUGAUAUGACGCCCAUGGUCACCUGUCACAAACAGCCAUUUUGUGCCAAAGAAACAAUAAUGCACAUCUGGUCAUAAACACGCUCUUUCCAUCGUUUUGUGCAAUAUGAACAUCGUUAUAUGCAAUUGUUGUUUACAUUUACGAAAUUUGUUUCUUAUAAUUAAUAAACAUGUGCAUGAACUCAA